AUGGCUCUCACUGUGAAUAACUAUAACAACUAUAAUUCUCACGCCAACCUUAACAAUGGAGGUGGCUUUUGGUCAAAAGUCACAUCUAAAAUCUCCACACAGCACCUUUCAUCGUCAGAAAAAGAUGGCAGGACCGAAAUUGACACUGUUAUCCACAAAGCUAUGGUCAAAUACUACCUCAACUCCCAGGUGCCUAUUCCUCUGUGGCUCGAUGACCAAAACGCCAGAGCACAGCAAAGACAAAUGAAGAGAUUCAAUACUCCAAACACCGCCAACAGCUCUUACGCCAAUAGCAGCAGCAGCAACUAUCCCAAUAGCAAUGCCAAUAGCAGACUUGCCAUCAACGAGGGAAAUGACGAACCUCUUCCCAGAAUCAAACCCAUCACAAGAAAACAAACAAAAGCCUCGGCCUCGCUCCAGGACUUGUACAAACAAAAUACCAACUCCUCUCACUCGUCGCUCUCCAACAUCAGCAAUGCAAACCAGUACUCAAACUACAACAGAGGCACUACCAGAAACAACAGCUUUCCCAGCUCCUCCUCUUUAAACACUGGCGACAGCAACCCCAAGAGGGACAUCAUGGCUGCCAGAUUCAAAGAGAAGUUCAGAACCCAGGGCAAAACAAACACUUUUUCGUUGAACUGA
This is a messenger RNA of Ascoidea rubescens DSM 1968, 645 nucleotides long. RefSeq lists its product as uncharacterized. Lineage: Eukaryota; Fungi; Ascomycota; Saccharomycetes; Ascoideales; Ascoideaceae. The transcript has a single exon. The record is from RefSeq and is a predicted model, not a curated record. Bases 1 to 645 code for a protein of 214 amino acids.